This is a messenger RNA of Aspergillus calidoustus, 2002 nucleotides long. The record is from the annotation of a GenBank genome assembly. NCBI's taxonomy places the organism in Eukaryota, Fungi, Ascomycota, Eurotiomycetes, Eurotiales, Aspergillaceae.
GCAGUUCAAAUCGGGCGCUUCCAGUCAGGAACAAUACCACGAGAUUCCUAAUUACACGCCAAAAUGUCGCCAUCUAAAUCAUCCGGCGAGGGUUCUACGCAUAAUGACGAUGGAUUAAAGCCAAAGGCGUGGAUCGUCGGUGGGAAGUUCCGUGAGGAUUCGGAAUCACUGGCACCCAUUCCCACCGAGCGGGGAGACCCUGAAGAAGUCGAUUUCGAUUUCCCCGCGACGGCGUUGGAAGAAAGGCAUAUAGAAGAGUCAAAUGAGGACGUUCUCGUUCUUGACUUUCUGGACGGCGACAGUGAGAACCCGUUCAAUUGGAGCUCCGGAAAAAAGGCCGUCAUCUCAGUUCUACUCUGCUUGAUGACCCUGUUCGUCGGUCUCGCAACAACAGCGUACAGUUCAGGAAUCGGCAACAUGACCAGCGACCUCGGUGUAUCAGAAGAACUCGGCCAGCUGGGCCUGUUUACAUUCAACUUCACAUGCGCCCUGGCGCCCCUCUUCCUCGCCCCCUUUUGCGAGCUCGUCGGCCGAAAAGUCAUCUACAUUGGCGCAUACAUCCUCUUUGCAAUCAUGUUCAUUGGCCUCGCUCUAGGCAAGAACAUUGCAACCAUCCUCGUCUGCCGCGCCCUCCUCGGCCUCUUCGGCUGCGUCGGCACGAUCCUCGUCGGCGGCACCUUUAGCGACAUGUACACCCCCGACAACCGCGCCGUGCCCAUGGCCAGCUUCUCGUACGUCGCGAUUCUCGGAACAGUGGCGGCCCCGAUUUACGCAGGCUUCAUCGACGAAACGAUCGGAUGGCGCUGGAUUGAAGGAAUCCAGGGUCUAGCCAACAUCCCCCUCAUCAUCCUCGUCGCCAUCUUCCUGCAAGAAACCCGCGGCGGCGCAAUCAUGGCCAAGCGCGCAAAACUCCUCCGCGAGAAAACCGGCGACGAGCGAUACCGCGCAAAGAGCAACCUCGAAGCACCCAGCCUCAAACACAUGCUGCACAAUUCCUCCGUCAAGGCCAUCAACAUGCUCGUGACCGAACCCGCCGUCCUCGCCUUUGGCAUCUGGAUCGGCUUCGCCUGGUUCGUCACCUUUCUCUUCCUCUCCGUCAUCCCAAUCACAUUCCAAGAGAAGCGCGGGUGGAGCGAGGGCGUCGCAGGCCUCCCCUACAUCUCCCUGUGCAUCGGCACAACAAUCGGCUUCGCGACCAACUUUAUCCAGAUCCGGAAAUACGAGCGCAUCUCGGCCGCCAACGACCGCCGCAUCGUCCCGGAAUCCCGCCUCUACGGCGCAAUGUGGGGCGCCUUUGCCCUCCCCAUCGGCCUCUUCAUCUACAGCUUCACGCAGUACGCCGACCUCCACUGGAUCGGACCGGUCAUCGCGCUCGCACCAAUCGCAAUCGGCAUCUUCUACAUCUUCGAGUCGACGUAUAGUUUCACGUCAGACUGCUAUGGUGAGAAUAGCUCAUCCGCGAUCGCGGGCCAGGGGUUCCUGCGAAACACGCUCGGUGCCGUCGCGCCCUUGUUCGCGUCGCAGUUUUUCCACAAUGUGGGCAGCCAGUAUGCGGGGCUUAUCUUGGCGAUUGCGGCGACGGUGCUCGCAUUUAUCCCGUUUGUUUUCUUUAAGAAGGGGGCGGCGAUUCGGGCGCGGUCCAGGUUGGCGAGUUCGCAGGGGGGCGAUGAUGAGCAGAAGCGGAGGACAGGGCUUUAUUUGUAUCGGUAGCUCCCUACCUGUAAAUAUCUCGUGAAAUAAUGUAUUCGAAGGACGUAAUUUGAUUAUUAGUAUCCCUGUACCCGAUCAAAGAGGUCAAAUGCGGAACAGUCUCACAGGCCUACCCUACUUACUAUGAUCCAUUUAUACAUGGUAUUGACCGAAGAAUAGCGCAUGCUUUGCAACUCUACACUAGAGCUGAACGUAGAAGGUCGUGGGAUUGCGACGAUAUUUCCUCAUCACUGCCGGAAAGCAAUGCAGGAGCUCGCAGGUCAACGGAGGUUGGGGGGCGGGCGAACGAAGC